Molecule: messenger RNA, 1453 nt
Organism: Sebastes umbrosus (honeycomb rockfish)
Lineage: Eukaryota; Metazoa; Chordata; Actinopteri; Perciformes; Sebastidae
Product: transmembrane protein 47-like
Exons: 3
Coding region: 166-705 (179 amino acids)
Biological process (GO): cell-cell adhesion
Cellular component (GO): membrane; cell-cell junction
Source: RefSeq, a predicted model, not a curated record
GGACACACACACUCACAUCCAUGACACACACACACAAAGCAGUGAAGGCUAUGGUUGGUGAGGACGCACGCGGACCUCCAGUGAGCUCGUUCUCCCACAGUGACUGACUGACCUGCAGCUGGGUGUGUGUGACUGUGUGUGUAAGUCUCUGGUAGUUCACAGAGGAUGUCUGUGAACGAGGUAUACGUGUUCCGGCCCUUCAAGCUCAUCGCGUUGCUGUGCGUCUUCCUGGCGCUGUGCUUGGACGUGGUGGCUCUGCUGAGUCCAUCCUGGGUCACCGCGGACCACUUCUCUCUGUCUCUGUGGGAGUCCUGCUCCCAGUCCGAGGCUCGCGAUCCGACAGAGGAGGCUCAGUGGAGCUGCUUCUCCAUCCUCACAUCUGACUGGCAGAUUGCCACUCUGGUGCUUCUGGUGGCCGGUGCCGUGGCAACUCUCCUGGCCUUUCUGGUGGCCCUGAUUUCCCUCUGCCGGGGGACACAGAGACGGCACUACCGCACCGUGGCUGUGUUCCUCUUCACUGCAGUGGUUCUGCAGGCCUGCGCUCUGGUUCUCUACCCGAUCAAGUUCAUCGACGGAACGGUUCUUCAGACCUAUCACGAGUUCAACUGGGGCUACGGGCUCGGCUGGGGCGCCACCAUCUUCAUGUUGGGCGGAGGGAUCCUCUUCUGCCUGCGGACGGAUGUAUACGAGGACACCAUGUACUGAGUCCUUUUAUCAACCCCCCCCCACCCGCCACUGGAAACACACACAUAAACACACACACACACACAGAGUUCCCAUACAGGAGGUGUGCUACUUUUCUCCACUCUGCACACAGCUAAUGUGAGCACAGACCCCGUCUCUCUCUUUCUCUUGCUCUCUCUGGUAUUUUUAGACAGGUUGUAAAGGCCUAAUUUAGGCCAGGACUGAACGAAUGAACAGGACCCCCGCCUCCCCUCCUCCCACGCAGGUCCCUCGGCCCUGUCGGUAUCAGGGAUGAGGUGGCAGCGCUAAAGCACAGAGAGCUUUCUGGACAGGCACGAGCCUCCGAUGCUGGACGUUUCCACCGCACGUUGACCUGGAUCUCUAUUGUUAGAGAAGCGGCACAGUAGAUCCUAUAAGCACAGACCUGAAUGUGCAGUGACUGAACAUUUUAAAGGGACUGACGUAUCUCCACAUUUCCUUUUUUAUUCUUUUUGUAGCAUUUCAUGAAGCUUUUUGUUAAUGUAUUUAUGGCAUCCACUUUAUAAAUAUUGGAAACUUCCCCCUCCUUGUGUUCUAUAUGAAACAUAUCUAGUAACGCUAAGCCUUCUGAUAUUAGAAGUGUAAAUUAAACCGCUCUGAUAUAUGCUAGAGCUUUCGAGUGUUUAUAGGUUGUUUGCAAACUCACACUAGUUUGUUUCAAAUGUAAAUGUGUACAAAGUAUUUCUACAUGAAGGGAAAUCCAGAAUAAACAAUUGUAGUUUUGGGAGUA